Molecule: messenger RNA, 1907 nt
Organism: Balaenoptera acutorostrata (minke whale)
Lineage: Eukaryota; Metazoa; Chordata; Mammalia; Artiodactyla; Balaenopteridae
Product: zinc finger protein 396-like
Exons: 2
Coding region: 151-1119 (322 amino acids)
Source: RefSeq, a predicted model, not a curated record
UCGCGUUUCCGUCCGGGAGCGGCGCCGUGUGGUGGAGGAAGGUGUCCCGGGACCGUCGGGAGCAGGCUCAGCAGAGGAGGAGUGUCCAUAAGGAGAGUUUCACCUUCUUGAAGAUUAAAGCCUAGCAGUUCUGAGCUAUUCCCAGUCCAAAUGUCUGCAAAAUUGAGAGAGACAUCAAAACUCCUUACACAAACUUCAGGAGACCCUGACUGCAUUCUGGUAAUGAAGGUGGAAGAGGGAGGGCAGGCCUGUAAUAUGGUCUCCAGCCGCCACUGGAGCAGCUACUACCGCUCAGAGACCUACCGCCAGCGGUUCAGGCAGUUUGACUACCAGGAGUCACCUGGGCCCCGGGAGGCUCUGAGCCGGCUCCGCGAGCUUUGCUGUCAGUGGCUGAGGCCAGAGGUGCACAGCAAGGAGCAGAUCCUGGAGCUGCUGGUGCUGGAGCAGUUCCUGGCCAUGUUGCCUGAGAAGCUGCAGGCUUGGUUUCAAGAGAACCGACCAGAGAGUGGAGAGGAAGCCGUGGUGAUGCUGGAGGAGCUGGAGAAAGAGCAUGACAGGGCGGCUGAACAGGUCUUUCUUGGACGAAAUGAGGACAUGCUUGCAAAGAAGCUACCAACUUGUGAAAUCACUCAGGAGACACCACAUAGCCAGCUUAAGCCCACAAAAAAGCAACUGCAGUGGGCAUCGAAGGAGCUUCACACCUUAAGACAAAAUGAUAGAGACACCGGAACUAUAAAUGUGAAAUCAGCUUCAAGGCGAAAGACUUCUUCAGGCAAAGAACUGCAUUACAAAGUUUCUAACACUCUUCAGAUGAAUGCUUCCCAGAGUUUCACAUUUAGAGGAACCUGUGAACAAGAUAGAAAGUUUGAAAGAAGACAGGGAAACCGUCCUCGAAAAAAACAACACAAGUGUGAUGAAUGUGGGAAAGUCUUUAGUCAGAGCUCAGCCCUUAAUCUACAUCAGAGGAUCCACAAUGGAGAGAAACCUUAUACAUGUGACGUGUGUGCAAAGUCUUUCAGCCGAAGUGCAAUCCUGAUUCAACAUCGAAGAAUCCACACAGAUUCAAAAUAUGAGAAUAGGAUUGAGGAGACCCAAAAGAAUAUGUACCUCAAGACCUAAGCUGAAAUGUCCAGGGUCAUUGUUAGGAAGCAGAUGAGUAAAGGGACUUUACUCAUCUCUUACGAAAACCAGAGAACCUACAUACUGUUUUGUUUCAAUUUUUAAAAUUGAGGUAUAGUUGAUGUAUAAUAUCAUCUAUAUAUACUGUUGAUGAUACUAAGUAAUUUCCUGUGUAGGAAAAAAGAAUUAUCUCCUUUACAAUUUAUAUUGGAAAUAUCUCAGUGAAAGCAUUAAGAUUUGCUCUACAUGUCUUCAGGAAGUGGCCUAAAUAUGAUGAGUGUUCUAAUAAUGAACAGUUAUCUGUGGGUGCUUAUAUAAAGUUGAUGAUCACCUUAACAUAAAGAAAUAAGGAAGAUGAAGAAAAGACUGUCCAAACAAGACUGAUGUUACCUGGUAAGUGCAGCACAUAAUGGAGAAGCGUACUUACCUGGAAAUGGAAACCGUUAACAGCUGAUGACUGUCCUUCAGAGUUCUUCAUGGCCUCUGUUCUGGCAUAAAUCAGCUGUGAACAUGUUUCAGGCAUCACAGGACAACCUUUUCAGGGUCUUAUGCAUUCUUAGUAAAUGAGUUUCUAGACAAUUUAUCAUGAUGUUAAGAUUGGAUUUUGAUACUCUUGUACAAAUGAGAGAAUCACUAAAGUUCAAUUCAAAGAGUCCAUUGAGUUUAACCCACAUUUAAUUCAAUCAGAUUCUCUUGUUUAAAAAGUAAAUGACUGGUAUUUUUUUAAAGUAUUCUGACAAUAUAUAACAUAAUGUCCCCCUUUCCAGGGAUUCUUAAUAAAACUCUGU